AUGGCUGCCUCGUCUGACACUUUGAUGCUGGUUGAAAAUUAUACGUGGAUUUUUACAUGGCUUAACAGAACUAUCAUGACUGCUAGGCAUAGCUCAUGCCUAACCAAAUCAUACCAAAAAAAAAAAAUCAUUCAAAAUGGCAGAAACAAAACAACAACAAGAACCUCAAAUUCCUUAAACCCCACAAACUCUGUUUUUUCUAAUUGUCCUGCUUUAUAUGCAUCUGUGUUAUUAGGUUUAGGUUUUGGUGUUCUAUCAAUGGUUGCAGCUUUAGCUGUUGCAGUACCAGCUACUUUCGUGACUUGGAUUACUAUUUUGGUUUUGUUAACAUUUGCUGGUAAAAAUAGAAGGGAUUUGGUGUUGGAAGGAAAGAAAUUGACAGGUGAUAUUAUUGGAUUUGUGGUUAAGGUUUUGAUUAAAGAAUGGAAUGUUGUUGCUGCUCUUUGUGCUGUUCUUGGUUAUUUUGCUCUUCUUGUUAGAAGGAAUAAACAACAAGAAGAUGUUGAUUAUUGAUUGAAUUAUUAGAAAUCUGAAUUUUGGGAAAUUAGAAAAUUGUAAUUUUAUUUUGUUGAAAUCAUCCCAGGCAGUAUAAUAACCCAACCCGACCCGGAUUCAUCUUUUGCACAGUUGGGUCCGUAUAUUUUUGGCUAAAAAAAUAAAUCCAGAUCGGGUUGGGUUAUUAUAGUGGAUAAAUAAUAAUUUGAGGGGAAAAUAAUUUUGAAGGCCUGGGAUGGUGGCA
Messenger RNA from Lycium barbarum (goji berry), 739 nucleotides. RefSeq lists its product as uncharacterized. The record is from RefSeq and is a predicted model, not a curated record. The transcript is spliced from 2 exons. Lineage: Eukaryota; Viridiplantae; Streptophyta; Magnoliopsida; Solanales; Solanaceae. The coding region runs from base 1 to 513 and encodes 170 amino acids.